Staurois parvus is the source of this 331-nucleotide messenger RNA. NCBI's taxonomy places the organism in Eukaryota, Metazoa, Chordata, Amphibia, Anura, Ranidae. The record is from the annotation of a GenBank genome assembly.
UCAUGCUGCUGCCAGGUCCACAGUGUGUCAUGCCAUGUGCCACUUUCAGGUCUCCUCACACUGCUGGUGUGUUUCAUUUUGUCAUAGGAUGCUGGCAGAUUACGGGCCUCACAUUGCUGCUGCCAGGCCCCAAAUCUGCCAUGGGCCCCCGUACCGCCUCGUCACGCUGCUGCUAGGUCCACAGUGUGUCAUGGGUCCCUGUACGGCCUCCCAUUGAUGCUGUUUCCAUCGCCACACUCUGCCAUGUGCCACUUUGAGGUCUCCUCACACUCCUGCUGGUUUCCAUUUUGUCAUAGGUUGCUGGCAGAUUACAGGCCUCCCAUAGGUGCUG